Drosophila serrata is the source of this 981-nucleotide messenger RNA. Its product is annotated as lipase member H-A. Gene Ontology annotation, molecular function: serine hydrolase activity; lipase activity. Gene Ontology annotation, biological process: lipid catabolic process. NCBI's taxonomy places the organism in Eukaryota, Metazoa, Arthropoda, Insecta, Diptera, Drosophilidae. The record is from RefSeq and is a predicted model, not a curated record.
AUGGCCAAGAGUAGCUUUUGCCUGGUUCCUAUAAUUUGUCAGUUUCUGGGCCUGCAAGCCGCUUUACUAGACACCUUGGUGGAUCAGAGUAGUAUAUACUAUCUAAAGGCAUCCGCAACCGAGGAACUGCUGCUGUCCAAAGUGGAUCAAGUGGAGAGAUUGGACUCUGUCAAGUUGAUUGUUCAUGGAUAUUUGGGAUCAAGGACUCAUGGCUCCAUAAUGCCACUGAGAAAUGCCUACACCGCCCAGGGUUAUGACAAUGUCCUGGUGGCCGACUGGGGACCUGUGGCCAAUUUGGAUUAUCCCACCUCCCGUUUGGCAGUCAAAAAAGUAGGUCACAUUUUGGCCAAAAUCCUUGAAGAGUUCCUGCAACGCCAUGGCAUCGCCACAGAGGGAGUUCAUGUCAUAGGUCACAGCUUAGGAGCACAUAUUGCGGGACGCAUUGGUCGUUAUUUUAAUGGAACUCUUGGCAGAGUCACAGGAUUGGAUCCCGCUCUGCCCCUCUUCUCGAGUCGAGCCGAUGACAGUCUGCAUUCGAAUGCCGCUCAAUUUGUGGAUGUCAUACACACGGAUUAUCCCUUAUUUGGAGAUCUGAGACCCCGAGGUUCGGUGGAUUUUUAUCCCAAUUUUGGACAGGCUCCGCAGCCGGGAUGCGAGGAUGUGGAUCUGAUUGCUGCCAGUAAGCUCCUUCACGAGGCUUACAGUUGCAGUCACAAUCGCGCUGUCUUGUUUUAUGCCGAAUCUAUAGGCAUGCCCCAGAAUUUUCCAGCUAUUUCGUGCAGCUUUCAAGCCAUUAAAAGUCGGCGUAUUGAGAGUUGUUUAAAAGAAAAAUUAGCUACUAAUAAUACAGAAACUAUACCGGAAGAUCGGGUAAUAUAUAUGGGCGAGCAUGUGGAUCGCAGCGCCACCUUGUAUUUUUAUUUGGCAACUAAUGCAGCGCCGCCUUACGGCCAAGGCAGGAACUCAAAGGUUUUAAGUUGA